Molecule: messenger RNA, 4305 nt
Organism: Diabrotica balteata
Lineage: Eukaryota; Metazoa; Arthropoda; Insecta; Coleoptera; Chrysomelidae
Source: the annotation of a GenBank genome assembly
GAGUGAGUGUCUGUUUGAGAAGAAUGUAAGUUGUUUGAACAUAGGUCGUCACGUCACUUGGAUUUGCAAAAUUUGUUUCGUGAAACAUGUGCUCCGUGUGAAAAACAUUUAAUCUGUUAUUUGUUAAUGAAUUAGUGGUUUUUUAAUUGUUAUUUGUCUAGACUAAAAGUGAAAAUGUCAAUCUUUUGGAAAAAAAGAAAGAGGAAGGAAAUUUUGGAGGACAUGUGGUCUUUUACCUCAACCAGCACAUGUGAAGAACUAGCUCGACUGAUGGAGGAGGAGGACGAGAGAGGCCCCGAGGAGGGCCACCUCUUGGUCAGGAUCCAUGUCCCCGAACUUAACGUCCAAAAAUGCCUCCAAUUUCCUAGGGACCAAUUAGUCUGGGACGUCAAGCAACAGUGUCUGGCUGCGCUACCGAAGGAACUGAAAGAAAGCUUCAAUUAUGGCCUUUUUUGUCCUCCGGAUAAUGGCAGAGCAGGAAAGUUCCUGGACGAGGAACGACGCCUUGGAGAUUAUCCUUUUAAUGGUCCAGUGGGAUAUCUAGAGCUAAAAUACAAGAGAAGAGUCUACAAAAUGAUGUCGCUCGAUGAAAAGCAACUAAAAAGUCUGCAUACAAGAGCAAAUCUACGUCGUUUUAUAGACUACGUUCAAAACGGGCAGGUGGAAAAAAUUACCAAAAUAUGCUCCAAGGGUUUAGAUCCCAAUUUCCACUGCCAGGAAACCGGAGAAACUCCACUGACCAUAGCAACAGGCAUAAAGAAGCCAGCAAAAGUCCUAAUGGCAUUAGUAAACGGUGGUGCAUUACUGGACUAUAGGAAAAAAGACGGUUCGACAGCUUUACACCGUUCCGUAGAACAUCGAAGUUUAGAAGCCUUAAAAACUCUGUUAGAAUUAGGAGCCUCACCGAAUUAUAAAGACAAUAAAGGACUGACUCCCCUUUACUACACCAUUACCUUAGUUGUAGAUCCAACUUUUACAGAAACUUUACUACACGAUCAUGCUACCACAGGAGCCCAGGAUGCGCAAGGUUGGCAGGAAGUGCACCAGGCUUGUCGAACUGGUCUCCAAGCUCAUCUCGAACACCUCCUCUUUUACGGAGCUGACAUGAACGCCAAAAACGCGUCUGGGAAUACCCCGCUCCACGUUUGCGCAGUCAACGGCCAAGAAUCAUGUGCUCGACAGUUGCUGUUCCGAGGUGCGGACAGGCAAGCUCUGAACUACGCUAACCAGACACCUUGUCAAGUAGCCGUCAUCGCUGGGAACAUGGAGCUGGCUGAGAUUAUUCAAAAAUAUAAACAGGAAGAUGUUGAUAAAAGCCUGGGCGACACAAGCGACAUCAUCAGCGACAGUUCCGGAGUGGGUACCGCCAAUUCGGACACGACCAACUGCACCAUCUGGAUGCCUGGCAGCACCGUCGUCUGCAUAGAAUCCUAUACAUCGAAAGAAGAUGGUCAUAUCAGUAUAAGAGAAGGAGAUAUUAUAGAAGUCCUUGCUGCAACUGACGAUGGCUAUCUUGAGGGAAAAAUAAAGAGUGGUGGUGGCCGCACUGGUUACUUUCCAGCGUCGUGUGCUCAGGAAGUUCGCCUACGUCAUCACAACAUCCAAGCUCCGAUGAUGGUAGCGAAAGAUCCGAGACCUCCUAGCCAGACCAGCAGCCGAGUACUCGGUAGGAGGGAGAGCACCUCGAAGCAUUUUGCUACUGCUCCAAGAGCAACAAAGAAAUCAUUUGCAAACUUACCUGCUGAACCACGCACGGUGGUGCUUCAUAAAGGCAAGAAGGGAUUUGGAUUCAUUUUGCGUGGAGCCAAAGCCACCUCGCCCCUUAUGGAUUUAACCCCCUCAGACAAGUGUCCAGCUCUUCAGUAUCUCGAUGAUGUAGACCCUGGAGGCGUUGCAGAUAUUGCGGGACUCAAAAAGGGGGAUUUCCUACUCGAAAUAAAUAACGAAGAUGUUUCGUCGGCUUCACACGAACAUGUCGUAGAUCUUAUAAGAAAAUCUGGAGAUCUGGUUCAAAUGACGGUCAUGUCUCUGGGGCCCCCUGUUUGUGGGGUUCUUCCUAUGAGCAAAUCGACCAUUUUACCAGGAGGUACAAGCACUAUUCCUUUGAGUAGUCGAUUUGCUACCUUGCCGAGGAAAGCAGUAAACUAUGGCGGUACGUUGGGCAGGUCAACGCAGGCCCCGUUGCCACCCAGAAGAGAUCCAAAGACCACGCUCAGCGUUGGAAGAGCCAGAGCAAAGAGCAUGGUUGCGGGAUUAGGAGGAGAAAAAGAUGAGACUGAUGAUAUAACAAAAUCAAGUUCAGCGGAGUCGAUACACCAAUCCACUCCAGGUAGUACUUGUACCUCUACUCCGGUUCAACCCCGAACAGCGUCGAUCAGACAGAGACCUUCCUCUACUAGUCUUAAACAUUCUGUGUUAGAAGAACUGUUCCAGAAGCAGAAAGAGAGCAACGCCAUGAGCCAAAGCUCCUUGAUGAGCAGCUCCAGAUUCCAAUGCUCCAAUUCUUCAGGUUCGCCCAGCAAGGGCAGGGUAUAUGCCAGUGUCGCUGAGAUGAAAAGGAGUAAAAGCAAAAACCCCAAAGUGAAGUUCACAGAACUUUUCACCGGUGGAAAAGAACUGAAACGAACCUUCCACAGCACUCCUGAUUUGGUUCAAGAUGUAGCUUACAAUUGUCAAACGUUGCCGAGCAAAUUCCAUCGCAGUCAGGAGGAUAUUUCACUUUUACUGGGAAAUAGAAGUUUACCACCUCCGAGUCAUCCCCCACCACCGAUACCUUCUCAAGUGCAGCUCGUUAAGGUUGACGUUUCCAGAGGAAAACACUCAGAGUAUGAUCACUUGAAUAGGGAAAUCCCAGACGAAGGUAUCGUAUCUUCCUUUAAUCCAACAGCCAGUGCAAAAUUGUAUGCAUCUCCAGAAGAUAUGAAGACGGUCGGCUACAGAUCUAAAAGUUUGCCGUCUCAUACAUCUAAAACCCAAAUCAGAAAGUCGCAGAGUAUGAGAACGAAUAAUACCUUUAAACCGACUAACAAUAAUAUUUCGAAUAAAGUACCAGCUGACACACAACAGAGUAAUCCCUAUGCUCAACCAAUCAGGGCUUCGAGGUCGCAUUCUACUGGGUCGAGAGAACGGAGGAAAAAGGUAGUCUCAAGCAAAUCGAAUCCAAAAUUAUCACAGCAACCUGGAGCACCUCCGAUACCAGAACCGGAUUACAGCUGCACCGAUUCCGAAGGGGAAAGCGAAAGCGUUCCGAGGAAAACCGAUAGUUUGGCUAGUCGAAUUAAUAGUAUACAGCUUCAAGCUACAGAAAAUAGUGGAAACAGUAACGCAAGUGGAAGUUCCUCGGGGAGCAGCUCGAUACCGCAUAGUUUUAGCGUCGAGGAAAUACAGCGCGGCCGAUCCCUUCUGAAAUCCUCCAAAUCGUACCCAGACGACCUUCUAAAGAAACAAAAAGAAGCGGAUGCUGCUUUAGAAGACGGUGAUAAUAGCUCGUCCGGGGUCAGUUCCGAUCAGGAGAUUAUGCCCUGCGGGAAUACCGAGCUUACCGAACAAAACAGUAUAGUGCACGGCAACAAAAAUCAGCGGGCACAAAUAGGUACACUAAAACGCCACGCAGUGUCUUUGGCGCAACUACCCCCACCCAUCGAAAACGAAACGGACGAAAAAGAAGAGUUUUGCUUGCCGCCGCCCCCGGAGUUUGGCGAGAACAACCCCAAUUUUAGCGACGUCGUGGUGGCACCUCCGCCACAGUUCAGUGAUAACCGGCAGAUUACUAGAGUGCGGAUAGUCGGCGCAGUACCAAAAGGCACAUUAGCAGUCAAUACGCAACCGAAACUGAAACAAAAUCGACUUCACAGUCAGUGAACCUAAAAGGCUGACUCUACACAUCAAUGUCGUUUUUUACAUUACACUUUUUUACGAUUUAAUACUCAAUUUUUGAUAUUCAAUAACAAUUACAUGCAGAGCUUUUAUUAAAAAUCGGUUAUUUAUUUUUAUAUAUACGGCCACUCGUUUCUUUUUAGAUAUAAAAAAAUUGAAUACGCAAACUCAAUAAAAACAGAAUAUUUUGUGUCUACUUAUAAAGUUGUCUUUUUGUUUUCGAGUCAAUUUUUACCUCCACGAUACUUUUUAGUUAUGCUUACUUUUCUUUAUCGUGUCUGCACAUCUCAUUCAUAAAAUUUCGACCCAGCAUAUUCAGGAGUUCCUAGCAUAUAUACUGUUCCUAGUUGUUACUUUCCCUCUCGUUUUUAUGCAAUGUUGUCUGUAGGUGAGGGACCAGUCCAGAGUUACUCCAAGAUAUAUAGGUUG